This is a messenger RNA of Lasiodiplodia theobromae, 900 nucleotides long. RefSeq names its product Protein transporter sec13. Gene Ontology annotation, molecular function: structural molecule activity; protein binding. The transcript has 6 exons. Gene Ontology annotation, cellular component: nuclear pore outer ring; COPII vesicle coat. Lineage: Eukaryota; Fungi; Ascomycota; Dothideomycetes; Botryosphaeriales; Botryosphaeriaceae. The record is from RefSeq and is a predicted model, not a curated record. Gene Ontology annotation, biological process: COPII-coated vesicle budding; positive regulation of TOR signaling; protein import into nucleus. The coding region runs from base 1 to 900 and encodes 299 amino acids.
AUGGCCCAAGUAAUCCAAAAUUCCGGUCACGAUGACAUGAUUCACGAUGCAGUCCUGGACUACUACGGCAGGAGACUAGCCACUUGCUCUUCGGACAAGACCAUCAAGAUAUUCGAGGUUGAAGGCGACAACCACAAGCUCACAGACACGCUGAAGGGGCACGAGGGCGCAGUCUGGUGUGUCUCCUGGGCACACCCCAAGUACGGCAACAUCCUCGCCUCCGCCAGCUACGACGGCAAGGUCUUCAUCUGGCGCGAGCAGAAUGGGCAGUGGCAGCGCGUGCACGUGUCGGAGCUGCACUCGGCCAGCGUCAACCUCGUGUCCUGGGCGCCGCACGACGCCGGCUGCGUGCUCGCGUGCGCCAGCAGCGACGGUAACGUGUCCGUCCUCGAGUUCCGCGACGGCGCGUGGGCGCACCAGAUCCUGCCCGCCCACGGCCUGGGCGUCAAUGCCGUCUCGUGGGCCCCCAGCAUCGCCCCCGGCGCCGUCGCCAGCGCCUCCCAAGCCUCCAAUGCACCGCUGCGCCGCUUCGUUACUGGCGGCAGCGACUGCCUGGUGAAGGUGUGGGAAUGGAACACUGAGACGAGCACCUACACUUGCACUAGCCAGCUGUCCGGCCACACCGACUGGGUCCGUGAUGUUGCGUGGUCGCCGACGGUGCUGUCCAAGGCAUACAUCGCCUCCGCGUCGCAAGAUAAGACGGUCAAGAUUUGGACCAGCGCGAACCCCUCGCUUGGUGACUGGCAGCAGACCACCUUGAACUUCGACGCCGUUGCCUGGCGCGCGAGUUGGAGCCUGAGCGGCAACGUUCUGGCCGUCAGCACUGGCGACAACAAGGUCACUCUGUGGAAGGAGAAGCUGACUGGCGGCUGGGAGUGCAUCAAAACGAUCGAGGAGUGA